AUGACUAACACAACUCACUGUGAAUGGGGAGUGCAGUGUGCCGGACCCUGUCCUGCUGGUUUCUACUGUCCAAAGGGCACAGAGAAACCUCAAGCCUGCCCUGUUAAUUCCAUAAAGGAAAUCCCUGGAGGAAGCAGCAUACAUGACUGUCUCCCCUGCCCACCCAGACACUGGUGCAAAGAGGGUGAUCCUGAGCUCUACAUGUGUCCUGAGGGUCAUUACUGUGAUGGUAUAAUUGAUUAUGAGUCUGAGGGAAGACCUGGACCAAGAAAGUGUCCUCGGUUUACUUAUAGACCUACUUCUGGUGCAGGAAGCAAAGGAGACUGUCUUCAGUGUCCGGCUGGAACUUUCUGCAAUGCUAUAGGUCUGACUGAUUUCUCCAGUUUCCCCUGCCCCCCUGGGUAUUGGUGUAGUGGUACAGGUUUGCCAGUUCUUUGCCCUGCAGGCACCUUCAGAACUCAACCAGGGGCAAAUGCUUCUAGCCAGUGCCAACUCUGUGGUGCUGGUACCUAUUGCCCUGACCCUCGUCUCACAGGUCAGCCUAACACUGUGGGAAUUCCUUGCAGAGCCUCUUACCAGUGCCCCAUAGGAUCAGUUGUGGAGGACUUGUGUAGAGCAGGCUCAUAUUGUAGGCCACAAACUGGAGAACCCACUCCAUGCCCUGCAGGAUAUCACUGCCCUGAAGGCUCACACACCUACAACACACCACAGCAAAUGUGUCCAUACCCAUAUUACUGCCCAGCUAACACCUCAACCAUGCUGUCAUGUGGUGGUGGCUUUAUGCCCCGUAAUGCCAGUGGCCUAAGAGUGUCUCAGGAGAGCAGCUGCUUAAGGUGUGAGGCAGGGACUUACCGACCCAGUGGGUCUCCUCACCUACGCUGCCUUGCAUGCCCCCCAGGCUACCACUGCCCUCCAGGCACUGAUGACCACAGUAGUCAGCCUUGUCCAGUUGGAUAUUUUUGUCCACGGGGCUCAGCCAAUCCAGUUGCAUGCCCACCUGGCAGCUAUGGCAACAGCACCAAGGCUGAGUUACUUGAGGAAUGCCACCCUUGCCCUCCAGGCACAUUCAACCACCUGUACGCCCAGAGAGCCUGUUUCCCCUGUGGCAGCUCUUCCAUUUCAUCACAAGGGGCAUCCUCAUGCAUGUGCAUAGGCAAAAACCGGGCAUUCCAGCACUCUGAUGGCUCCUGUGUGUGUAAAGCUGGUUAUGUCUUCUACAAUGAAUUGGACUUCAAAAGUUCCAGUGGUGAUAGUGAUCUAGACUGUCAACCUGAGGUGAGCAAACGCUGUGGAACUGGACAAGUGAGACUGGCUUCAUCACAAGACUGUGUCAGUCCCUCUAAACACUCAUGCACCAUUACUUGUGGACCUCAUGGUGGGAGUCUGGAUGUAAGCUUGGGCAUUUGUCACUGUGAGAUGUAUGUCUCUGUGGAGGAGUUGUGUAACUCCUCAUGCUUGUCUGCACUGCCUGUGCUAUCUGCCAGACUGGCUCCAAAUGGACAGCUGGUGCUCAGGAUCAAAGUGAUGGAUGAAAGCAGGAUCUGGAGCAGGAAUAUGAUGAAUGUCCUGGGGCCUGACAGUCAUAUCAGCAGCUUCGGAAAGAUCCACUUUGUCCAGUUUUCUCCAGAUGGAGUGUUUGGUUGGAUUUUAAAGGACCCUGUGCUUAUUGACAUCUUUUUGUCUGAGCCAUUUGAAAUUCUGGAUGGACAUCCAAGGAAGCGAAGACACACCCAUGAGCUAGGAUUACUGAUCUCAGGGCCUCUCCCUCGCAUUCCCAACCCCAUAGCCUGCCUUUCCACCAAUGACAUGCUCAUCUUUCAGCUUACCAUCAACUACACAGACCGUCUCCUCAGCCACUUUCCAGUCUAUCAAAAGAACCAUUUGUUCAGCAGUAACCCUACCUGGGACUUUGGUGCAUUCAGACAACUGGAAGGCCUUGUCAAACAUUCCCGAUUUAAUUCCACCAGAUUUGCACAUGUAUUCAUGGAGCCAGGGAAGUAUGUGUUCCUGGACAAUGCAGUGCCGGAUUGGAGCCUGAUAGUUGUGGUGAAAGAGGAAGGCACUGAGUGUGAUCCUACUGCAGCUGCCUUCCAGCCCACCUCUCCAACACAGCUGGUGCGACACGGGAUUGUCAAACAACAGCGACUCAACCUGUUGCCUGACUGGGGCACCAUUGGAGGGGUCUUGGUGCUGAUGGUGUUACUAAUAGUCGUGUUGACUCUGACUGCCCUGCUUCUGAGACCAAAUCAUGCCAACCUCAUUGCUAAAGGCAGACCAAAGCCUAAAUGGCGCAGCUUGGGAGAACCUACUGUUCCUGUAGCAUAUGUUUACAAUGAAGAGUGUAUGGAUAGCGCUCUACUGGGACUCAGGGGAGUCGGUGAGGGUGCGGAAGAAGAAGAACCUGCUGUGUGCAAAGGAUUCAAGAAUAUAUUCAUGGAGCUGGAAGGAUUCAAUGUCAAAACACUGUACGACAAAUUAGAGGACCAGAAUUUGCAUCUGGCAUCACAGCUGGCUAAGCACCGCAAAGAUACACAGGAGUUCUACAGGAAUAUCUGUCAGCAGACUGAUAUGCUGCGGGAUGUUUUGGAAAACAUGGAGCCCUCAAAACUGAUCCAGUGGAAGAAGAUUAUAGAUAGUAAGGCACAAGCCAAGAAGGAAUCAAUUUAUGUGGAGUCAUCGAUGGGCUUGAUGGAGGCUGUGCUGAAGUCUUUAGAGGCCGUGUUGUUUAGAUUGAAUGGAGAGGCCUGGCAGCAACAGCAGCAGCACAGAGACAGCAGAGAGAGUGAAAUCCACAUCAGAAACACCCAGAUUUCUUCAACUGACACGAGUGAACUGAAAGCACGGCCGGAUACAGAAGCAGCUUCUUCUGGCCAGGGUGGGAGGAAAUAUCUCUCAGUGCCCCCUUUGAGCACAGCACCCUGUGUCAGUGAAGAGGAUCUGGCCAAGCUGGUGGCGCUCACACCUCUCACCAGAACUCUGCAGGACAUACAGCAGUCUCUGCAGGAACUCAGCCACAGGCCCAGAGCACAGGAAGAUAAGAGUAAGACUUUUUAGUUUUUCUUCAAACUCAUCACUUAAUUACAUAUUAGAUUGUUAAACUCU
Ictalurus furcatus (blue catfish) is the source of this 3102-nucleotide messenger RNA. RefSeq lists its product as uncharacterized. The record is from RefSeq and is a predicted model, not a curated record. The transcript has 20 exons. NCBI's taxonomy places the organism in Eukaryota, Metazoa, Chordata, Actinopteri, Siluriformes, Ictaluridae. The coding region runs from base 1 to 3054 and encodes 1017 amino acids.